CCAUCAGCAGUCCGGUCAACAAACACUCUGCCGGAGGAGCCGCCGCCGCAAAACUUCAGCGACUCUCCGCACUUUCAAACACCGACAUGGAUGCCCUCAAGUCGGCCGGGAGAGCAAUCAUCCGGAGCCCGAGUAUGGCGAAACAGUCGUGGACCGCCGGCAGACACAGAAAGCUUCCAGAAAACUGGACCGACACACGGGAGACCAUCUUGGAGGGCAUGACCUUCAACCUGCGACACCUCGGCAUGACACUAGUGGACCAGCCCAAAGGAGAGGAGCUGUCAGCAGCUGCUGUAAAGAGGAUUGUUGCCACGGCUAAAGCCAGUGGAAAGAAGCCUCAGAAAGUCGCUCUGAAGGUUUCACCUCAGGGAAUCGUUCUGUGCGACAGCUCAACCAAUAAACUCCUUGAAAACGUCUCCAUAUACAGAAUAUCCUACUGCACUGUGGACAAACUGCAUGAUAAAGUGUUUGCUUAUAUCGCUCAAAACACCCUCAAUGGGACCCUGGAGUGCCACGCCUACCUCUGCUCCAAGAGGAAAGUGGCUCAGGCGGUAGCCCUGACGGUAGCCCAGGCCUUCACGGUAGCUUUUGAGCUCUGGCAAGUGGCCAAGGAAGAGAAAGGGAAGAGAGUGAAGUCUGGGUCCGCUGGAGAGGCCAGCAGCAGUUCCCGUUCAGAGAGAUCGAACAGCAUCGGGAGUCUGAAAGGAACAGGUAAAAAAAAAAUCUGUGUUUUAAGCACACAAAGCUUCGUGAAUGUGGUGGUGGAGACCAACGGGAAUGUAGAAGAGGAUCAGCUGGAUAACCACAGGCCCUCUGAGACCAAUGACAACGCUGCCUGGGAAAUAGAAGAUGGCUUGGAUGAAGCCUUCUCCAGACUGGCAGUGUCGCGUACUAACCCCCAGGUCCUGGACAUUGGGGUGACGCCCCAAGACUGGCUCACUGAACCUGACUGGGACAGCGCCAAUGGAAACACUCCUAACGGUUUGAGUCCAUUUGGGGACGAUAUCUUUGGCUUCUGACCACCACUGCACAGCGGGGAGAGGGACGACAACUGAGAGGAGGGGCUGUUUUCCUACGAAUUAACAUGACAUCCAUGUAUAUUUAAAAAAUAAGGCUACAGUAAGUCCACAAGGGAAUAAGUGUAGAACCGUGAGAUGAAGUUUGGCCUCUUCACUUUGUCGUUGCACUCUUCACAUGUCCGUUUCUUCCCUUCUCUGUGGAAACAGCACGGGCUGCUGCCCCUGCGCACCAAAGCAAUAAUAACAUCCUGUAAUGUUACUACAUCUCUUCUGUUAUUACGCUGCAAACAUUAGCGCUAACUUAUCUUCACCAAGCCAUCUUCUGCCAGCUUGUGUUUUUUCCUUGGUUUACUUAAAUUCUUUUUCUGUAGUUUUGGCAUCAUAAUCAGUGUUUUGUACGUGUUUAGUUAUAAUUUAUAGUUUUAUAAUUAUUUUUUUAUGGAUGAGGUAGGACUUAAUUGUACAGACUGUAUCAGCAGGCCUUAAUAAUAACAGCAGGACAAUCAGCUAUGCUAUAUCUUUAAAUUACAAAAAAAAAAAAAAGCUUAAGUCCAACAUGAGUGGGUUUAGUUUGUGUGAGGAUUUGGCCCUCUUAUGUUUUGGAUGCAACCAGCAGAUUGUUUUGUUUAUAAUCUGAAAAUCAGCGUACUCAUUCUAUUUAAAUGAAAUUUUUCCAGUGGCUCAUGCAAGACUUAAUGUUCCAGGCAUUACUUUUUCACUGCAGCAGUGUAACAAUGUUCUCUUCAAAUGAAGCCCAGAUGUGUUCACAACCCACCGUGGCCCUUUCAUUGUACACUGUAAUCUACCAGCAUUGUAUAGAAUUAAAAUAUAUUCAUGAAUAUAAAA
Molecule: messenger RNA, 1865 nt
Organism: Stegastes partitus (bicolor damselfish)
Lineage: Eukaryota; Metazoa; Chordata; Actinopteri; Pomacentridae
Product: low density lipoprotein receptor adapter protein 1-A-like
Exons: 9
Coding region: 87-1019 (310 amino acids)
Cellular component (GO): early endosome
Source: RefSeq, a predicted model, not a curated record